Molecule: messenger RNA, 8166 nt
Organism: Mytilus trossulus (common blue mussel)
Lineage: Eukaryota; Metazoa; Mollusca; Bivalvia; Mytilida; Mytilidae
Product: spectrin alpha chain-like
Exons: 58
Coding region: 195-7607 (2470 amino acids)
Biological process (GO): actin cytoskeleton organization
Cellular component (GO): plasma membrane; cell projection; cell junction
Molecular function (GO): calcium ion binding; actin filament binding
Source: RefSeq, a predicted model, not a curated record
AAAAAUACAUUUGAAUUGAUACAGUUUAAAUUAAGGCACAGCAACCCCGAGGGUGCACUUCGUAUAUCAUUUAUUUACACAUAUUCGAAAUUAGUUGAGCAAAUACAUGGAACAGCUAUAACUUGGAUAUUUUUCGGUGAGGUCAGAUAAUCAACCAAAUAUACCUAGAAGAUUUAUUGCACAAAGAAGGCAAGAUGACAGAGGUUCAACCUCGAGAGAUCAAGAUUCUUGAGACAGCUGAAGACAUUCAGAGUCGUAGACAGGAAGUCCUUGGUCGAUAUGAACAGUUUAAAAGCCUCUGCUCAGAUAGGCGUCAGAAACUUGAAGAUUCAAGAAGGUACCAGUAUUUCAAAAGAGAUGCAGAUGAGCUCGAGAGUUGGAUUUAUGAGAAAUUGCAAACUGCCUCAGAUGAAAGUUAUAGAGAUCCCACAAACUUGCAGGCAAAGAUCCAGAAACACCAGGCUUUUGAGGCUGAAGUAGCUGCCCAUGCUAAUGCUAUAGUAGUCCUGGAUAAUACAGGAACAGACAUGAUCAACAAAGAACACUUUGCCUCAGAUAUUAUAACGGCUAGAUUGGAAGAACUUCACAGACUUUGGGAACUGUUGUUAUCAAAGCUGAAAGACAAAGGACUUCGAUUGAAACAAGCAUUAAGACUAGUACAGUUCCAGAGAGAAUGUGAUGAGGUUAUGUUCUGGAUCAGUGACAAGGAAGCUUUCGUAUCCUCGGAAGAGUUUGGACAAGAUUUGGAGCAUGUUGAGGUUUUACAGAAGAAAUUUGAUGAAUUUCAGAAGGAUUUACAUAACCAUGAAGAUAAAGUAACAGAAGUCAACAACUUGGCUGAGCAACUGGUGUCUGAUGGUCACCCAGAGGAAAACACCAUUAGGACAAGACAAGAGGAAGUCAAUGAAGCAUGGCGCAGAUUAAAGGAAAUGUCUCUCCUAAGACAAGAGAGGUUAUUUGGUGCCCAUGAGAUUCAGAGAUUUAACAGAGAUGCAGAUGAGACAAUAUCCUGGAUUAUGGAGAAAGAUGCCAUCCUAUCUUCUGAUGAUUACGGCAGAGAUCUUGCCAGUGUACAAGCCUUACAGAGAAAACAUGAUGGUGUGGAGAGAGACUUGGCUGCUUUAGAAGAAAAGAUACAAACCAUUGGAAAAGAAGCAGACAGACUGAUGGAUACUCAUAAAGACCAAGCAGAACAGAUUAGUUCUAAACAGACAGAAAUAGCAGACAACUGGGAAAAACUGAAGAAUAAGGGUGCUGAUAGAAAAACUAGACUGGAUGAUUCCUACUACCUUCACCGUUUCUUAGCUGACUUCCGAGAUCUGGUUUCCUGGAUACAUGAUAUGAAGGCCAUUAUAUCAGCUGAUGACCUGGCUAAAGACGUAGCUGGAGCAGAGUCCUUGGUAGAGAGAAAUCUUGAAUGCAAGGGAGAGAUUGAUGCUAGAGAGGACACUUUUCGAUCUACAGUUGAUGCUGGACAAAGAUUAGUUGAUGCUGACCAUUACGCUGCUGAUGAAGUUAGAGAAAAGUUGCAAGUACUGUCAUCAGAGAAGUCCAGUUUGUUGGAGCUAUGGGAAGAGAGAAGGAUAUUGUAUGAACAGUGUAUGGACUUACAGCUAUUCUACAGAGAUACAGAACAUGCUGAUUCUGUCAUGACCAAACAGGAGGCUUUCUUAGCUAACAGAGAUCUUGGAGAUUCAUUGGACAAUGUUGAGGCACUUAUCAAGAAACAUGAAGACUUUGAAAAGUCAUUGGCUGCACAAGAAGAAAAGAUUAAGUUAUUAGAUGACUUUGCCACCAAACUGAUACAGAAUGAACACUAUGCCCAUGAUGACAUAGCAAGCAGAAGAGAUCAGUUGCUUACAAGAAGAAAUAACCUGUACCAGUUGUCAACUGAACGGAGACAACUUCUGGAGGAGUCUUAUAAAUUACAGACUUUUGAAAGAGAUUGUGAUGAAACAAAAGGAUGGAUCAAUGAGAAACUUAAAACUGCAUCCGAUGAAAAUUACUUGGAUCCAACUAAUUUACAAACAAAAGUUCAGAAACAUCAGAACUUUGAAGCUGAAUUAGAGGCCAACAAGAAUCGUAUUGAAACCAUUGAACAAACAGGGGGCCAACUCAUCAUUGAGAAUCAUUAUGCCUCAGAAGAAAUUCGUGUCAAAGUUGACGAGAUUGUUGCACUUUGGAAAACAUUGUUAUCUCAAACAGAACUAAAAGGUAACAAACUGAAGGAAGCAAGCCAACAACAACAGUUUAACAGGAGUACAGAGGAUGUUGAGUCUUGGUUGUAUGAGAUUGAGGGACAACUGAAGUCAGAAGACUAUGGCAAGCAUAUUAAGACUAGACUUGAUUUGACCGGAGUACAGAAUGUCCAGAAGAAGCAUGCUUUACUAGAAGCCGAUGUAGCUGCUCAUCAGGAUCGUGUUGAUGGGAUAGUAAUUCAAGCUAACCAGUUUGUAGAAUCUGGACAUUUUGAUGCUGACAAUAUCAGAAAAAAACAAGAGGACGUUGUCCAAAGAUAUGAUGGCCUUAUGGCUCCUAUGUCAGACAGGAAGAACCGAUUGGAAGAGGCCCUGAAAUUACAACAAUUCUUGAGAGAUGUUGAAGAUGAGGAAGAUUGGAUUAGGGAGAAAGAACCCAUUGCUUCAUCUACAAAUAGAGGACGAGACUUGAUUGGAGUACAGAACUUGAUAAAGAAACACCAAGCCUUGCAAGCUGAAUUAGCAGGUCAUGAGCCACGUAUAAAUAAUGUAUGUAAAGAAGGAGAAACCAUGAUCAAGGAUGAUCAUUUUGCUUCAGCUGAUAUCAAUUCCAAGAUAGAAGAUUUGCACGCCAGAUGGCAUGCAUUGAAAGAAAAGGCAUCCCAGAGGAAACAAGAUUUAGAGGAUUCUCUACAGGCACAGCAGUACUUUGCUGAUGCUAACGAAGCUGAAUCUUGGAUGAAAGAAAAAGAACCAAUAGCUGCAAAUACUGACUAUGGUAAAGAUGAGGAUUCUGCAGAGGCCCUGCUUAAGAAACAUGAAGCAUUCUUCUCCGAUUUGGACGCUUAUGGAUCAGUUGUAGAAGGACUUCAUGAUCAGGCACAAGGUUGCAAGAGCAAAGAAUUAGAUGGGCAACAAGAGGCUCCAGUUAUAGAUGACUUUGCCACAGAAAAGGUAAUGGCCAUUUAUGAUUACAAAGAAACCUCACCACGAGAAGUAUCCAUGAAGAAAGGAGAUGUUUUGACUCUUCUUAACAGUGCUAAUAAGGACUGGUGGAAAGUUGAAGUUAAUGAUAGACAAGGAUUUGUUCCUGCAGCCUACUGUAAAAAACUGGAUCCCAGUCUGUCAGCUAGCCGUAACAAUCUGAUGGAUGAGUUCACUAUCUCUGUCAGACAGAACCAGAUAGAAACACAAUAUGCUAAUUUGCUUGACCUUGGAAACCAGAGACGUGAGAAACUUCAGGAGUCGUGCAAGGCCUAUCAGCUGGUCCGUGAAGCUGCUGAGUUAGCUAACUGGAUUACAGAAAAAGAAGGCAUAAUGAUUGGUGAAGAUGUUGGGGAAGAUCUGGAACAAGUAGAAGAAUAUCAAAAGAAAUUUGAUGAUUUCAGAAAGGAUUUGAAAUCUAAUGAAGCUAGGCUACAGGAAUUGAAUACCAUUGCUGAUAAAUUGACCAUACUAGGAAGAACUGAAGCAGCAGAGAAAAUCAGAGAUCAAAUUGCUGUUUUGAACACCAGAUGGGCCAAUUUACAGACUGUAACAGCAGAAAGAGCUCAGUCUCUUGGUAGUGCACAAGAAGUCCAAAGAUUCCAUAGAGAUGUUGAUGAGACCAAAGAUUGGAUUGAUGAGAAAGAUUUUGCUCUAAACAAUGACAAUUUUGGACAUGAUUUGGCCAGUGUUCAAGCUCUUCAACGUAAACAUGACGCUUUAGAGCGAGAUUUAUCUGCCCUUGGUGAAAAGGUUAGAGAUUUAGAUGAAUCUGCUAAGCGUUUGAUGCAGACCCAUCCAGAACAAGCUGAACAGAUAUAUGAACAUCAGAGACAGAUUAAUGAACAGUGGAAUACAUUGACUGCUAGAGCUGAUCAACGUAAAGCUAAGCUUCUGGACAGCUAUGAUCUUCAAAGAUUCCUUAGUGAUUACAGAGAUUUAACAUCGUGGAUCAACAGCAUGAUGACACUGGUAUCAUCAGAUGAGUUAGCCAAGGAUGUCACAGGAGCUGAAGCUCUGUUAGAAAGACACCAGGCAGUGCCAGCAAUAACAAAUGAACAACCUACAACAUACCCUGUCGUAUUGCAGAUGUUUAGCUCUGAGAUUGUCAGCCAUUACGGGAUCACCAAUCUCCCUGGAGAGGAUGAUCUUGAGGAGGAACAUCGUACAGAGAUAGAUGCUAGAUCUGGCACUUUCCAAGCCUUUGAAGUAUUUGGACAACAACUACUUCACAAUGAGCAUUAUGCUAGUGAUGAUGUUAAAACCAAACUAGAUGAGCUAGCUAAUGCUAGAGAAGAGCUAGAAAAAGCAUGGAUUGCAAGAAGGAUGAAGUUGGACCAGUGUUUGGAACUACAGUUAUUCUACCGAGAUUGUGAACAAGCCGAAUCGUGGAUGGAAUCCCGUGAAGCUUUCUUGUCAGGAGACCAAGUGGAUGGUGAUAAUGUGGAAUCUCUCAUUAAGAAACACGAAGAUUUCGACAGAGCCAUUAGUAGCCAGCAAGAGAAGAUACAAGCUUUACAGUUGUUUGCUGAUCAGUUGAUAGGAGGAGAACAUUACGACAGUGGUGCUAUCACAGACAAGAGGGAUCAGGUCUUAGAUAGAUGGAGCCAGUUGAAGGAUGCUCUGAUAGAUAACAGGUCUAAGUUAGGUGAGGCUCAAACCCUCCAGCAAUUUUCAAGAGAUGCUGAUGAAAUGGAAAAUUGGCUCCAAGAAAAAUUACAGAUUGCUUCCGAUGAAUCUUACAAAGAUCCUAGUAAUAUUCAGAGUAAACAUCAGAAACAUCAAGCUUUUGAGGCAGAACUAGCAGCUAAUGCAGACAGACUCCAAUCUCUUCUUGGAGUUGGACAAGCCUUGAUUGAUCAGAAACAAUGUGCUGGAUCAGAAGAUGCCGUCCAAGCUAGACUUGAAAGUUUGGCUUCCCAAUGGGAAACUCUUGUUGGUAAAUCUGCUGAGAAGAGUGACAAAUUGAAGGAAGCAAGCAGACAACAGACAUACAAUGCUGGAGUCAAAGACAUGGAAUUCUGGCUUGGAGAGGUAGAACAGAUGUUAGCAUCAGAAGAGUAUGGUAAAGACUUAGCUUCCGUACAGAACCUAUUGAAGAAACAUCAAUUACUGGAGGCUGAUGUAGCUGCUCAUGAGGAUAGAAUAAAAGAUUUGAACAGUCAGGCUGAUCAGUUUAUAGAAGGAGGUGUAUGGGAUGCUGAAAGUCUGGAAGUUAGGAAGAGAACUAUCAAUGAAAGAUAUGACAAGAUUAAAGAACUCUCAAUUAUCAGACGUAAUAGACUGAAUGAAGCUAAUACCAUGCAACAGUUCCUGAGAGACAUAGAUGACGAAGAGGCUUGGAUCAAAGAAAAGAAACUAUUGGUUGGAUCAGAUGAUUAUGGUCGUGACCUGACAAGUGUUCAGAAUCUAAGAAAGAAACAUAAGCGUCUGGAGGCUGAGUUGGUAACCCAUGAACCAGCUAUACAGGCUGUUCAAGAGACAGGAGCCAAGUUGAUUGAGGAAUCUGACAUCAACACUGCUGACAUUAAAGAAAGAUUGGAGCAGUUAGAUAGAAGUUGGGAAGAACUAAAACAGAUGGCUAAUAACAGAGGUAAGAAACUAGACGAGUCGUAUACCUUCCAACAGUUCAGUGCUAAUGUAGAGGAAGAGGAAGCUUGGAUCACAGAGAAGCAGCAUCUAUUGACCGGUGGAGACUAUGGGGAGACCAUGGCUGCUGUACAGGGAUUACUGAAGAAACAUGAAGUGUUCGAAACAGACUUCCAGAUCCACAGAGACAGAUGUGGGGAGAUCAAAAAUGAGGGAGAUAAACUCAUGUCAGAGGGUAACCACAAUGCUGACGGAAUUGCUCAGAGGAUUGCAGGUCUUCAGGAGAAAUUGAACUCCCUGUCUGAUGCUGCUAACCGUCGUAAAGCAGGACUUAUUGAUAACUCAGCUUUCCUUCAGUUUAUCUGGAAAACUGAUGUAGUAGAGAGCUGGAUAGCUGAUAAGGAAACACAAGUACGAUCUGAUGAUUAUGGAAGAGAUCUGUCUUCUGUGCAGACCCUUCUCACCAAACAAGAAACUUUCGAUGCUGGAUUACAAGCUUUUGAGAAGGAAGGUAUACAGACUAUUACAGCUCUGAAGGACCAACUGGUAGCAUCUAACCAUGCCCAGACUCCAGCCAUAGAGAAACGCUACAAUGAUGUCAUGGACAGGUGGCAGAAGCUUUUGGGUGAUUCUGAUAGCCGUAAACAGAGGCUUUUACGUUUACAAGAUCAGUAUCGUCAAAUCGAGGAUCUGUACCUCACUUUCGCCAAGAAAGCUUCUGCAUUUAACAGCUGGUUUGAGAAUGCUGAAGAAGAUUUAACAGAUUCUGUUAGAUGUAAUUCUGUUGAAGAAAUUAAGGCCUUGAUAGAAGCUCAUGAUGGGUUUAAAGCCUCUUUGAGUGCUGCCCAGGAAGAUUUUAACCAGCUUGCUGCCCUAGACAAACAGAUUAAAUCAUUUGAUGUAGGAGCCAAUCCAUACACAUGGUUCACAAUGGAUACCUUGGAAGAUACAUGGAGGAAUCUACAAAAGAUCAUUAAGGAAAGAGAUGUAGAUUUAGAGGAUGAACACAAGAGACAAUUGGAGAACGAUCAGUUGAGGAAACAGUUUGCCCAGGCUGCCAACGCCUUCCAUUCAUGGCUUACUGCAACAAGAAUGUGGCUCCUGGAAGGAUCUGCAAUGAUGGAAGGAUCAGGAACACUUGAGGAUCAAUUGGAGGCAACAAAACAAAAAUCUAAUGAGGUUAGGGCACAGAAGGGCCAGUUAAAACGUAUAGAAGAUCUAGGUGCUGCUAUGGAAGAGAGGCUGAUCCUUGACAACAGAUAUACAGAACACAGUACUGUAGGUCUAGCACAACAAUGGGAUCAGUUAGACCAACUUGGUAUGAGAAUGCAACAUAACUUGGAACAACAGAUACAAGCAAGAAACCGAAGUGGUGUAUCAGAAGAUGCUCUGAGAGAAUUCAGCAUGAUGUUCAAGCACUUUGACAAAGAUAAGUCUGGUAAAUUAGACCACCAAGAAUUUAAAUCCUGUCUCCGAGCCCUGGGAUAUGAUCUUCCUGUAGUGGACGAGGGUCAAGUUGAUCCAGAAUUCCAGGCCAUAUUAGAUAUGGUAGAUCCUAACAGAGAUGGCCAGGUAUCAUUACAAGAGUAUAUGGCAUUUAUGAUAAGUAGAGAAACAGAAAAUGUACAGUCUAGUUCUGAAGUUGUGGAAGCCUUCAAAGCCCUCACUUCAGGAGAUAAACCGUUUAUUACAGCACAAGAGCUGUAUGCAAAUCUUACAAAAGAUCAAGCAGAUUAUUGUAUACAGCGGAUGAAACCUUUUGUGGACAAGACGGGACGAACAAUACCAGAUGCCUAUGAUUAUACCGAUUUCACGGAAUCUAUGUUUAUAAACUAACCAUAAUAGACAGACUUUAUCUUGUGCAAUUUUUACUACAAUAUAUUCAGUUUAUGUCGUUUUACAAACAAUUUUAUUACGCUUUAUCAAUCAUGACUAGGGUUGUGGGAACAGGUUGUCUACAAAAAUUACAAAUCGGCUAAAAGGAAAAUUAAAAAUGACUUUAAUGAUUAAAUUUUGUAUGCUGAUACUUUUUAAAUUGCAGGGUAAAAUGCUUUUAAAAUUUGACAAUUCUUAUGCUUAAAAGUGCUUGGAUCUCUUAUAUAGGAAUGCAUCAAUUGAUAUCUAGAAAAAAUAGAGAGCUUGUACUCAUGAUAAAUAUUGUAUUGUUUUUAUUGGAAUCAAAAUAUAAGUAGCAGGAAUUCAAUGUUGUAAUGUUUUCAGACCAUAUAUUUAUUAAACAUAUAUAUAUCAUGAAAUUUUAUUUAAACUGAAUCUCGUAAACACUUCCAAUUUUUUUGCAUACACAAGACUGCAGAACUAUUUUUAACAUUAUAAGCUUAUUAAGUUAUGUUUAAGUUAUUAGCUAGAGAAAUGGAUUAAACAUAAUCAUAUUUGA